CUUAACUGUGAAUAGUAUCUACUAAACAUCAUUGAAAUAAAAUAAAUGAAACGCCAGAUUUCUGCAAAUAAUUCGCUACAAGGCCAAAAAUGAUUCUUAACAGAGAGCUGAGAAUAUGCGAAAUAACCAGAGCGCAAUAUCGGGUGCGCUCGUUUAAUCUCGGUAACGUAAACGCAGUAGUCGAUAGUUAAAAUAAACAAAAUCAAAACAAAGCGAGCCUUUCCACAACGAAGGACUUAAUCCAAAUCCAGCGACCGUGUCACCGGAUGUCGCCGCUGCGGAGAGCCUGAAUCGCUCUUUGUGAGGGACUUCAAGCAGGAAGUGCCUUCCGCCGUGGAAGUGAAGGGUUGCCAUUUUACCGAGCUUACGCGCCAGGAGCGACAAAUGGGCAUCAAAGUGGUCCAGCUCACCUCAAAGUCCCACCAUGAAAACCUUCUGGCCUCCCUGCAUCACAUGAGGAGGCGGGGGCAACUGUGCGACGUAACGGUGGAGGUGGACUACCAGGGGGACGUGGAGGAGUUUCAGGCCCACCAGCUCAUCCUGGCUGCAUCCAGCGGAUACUUCCAGAACCUCCUCCUCUCCGGGGACGCGGGCCGGGCCAAACUGCCGCUCUCCAACAUGAGCUCCGGCGACUUCUCCAAGUACCUGGACUUCGCCUACACCGGGAAAAUAGAGGUGGCCAGGAACAAGAUCGCCGACGUUCAGGAAGUGGCGCGGCUGCUGGAUUGCGAGGGUCUGUCUGUGGUGUGCGGCGACGCCUUGAGCGCCGGGGUUCUGGAGAGGCCCAAGAGGAGAACCUGUGACGCCAAGGGCGUGGAUGGAGGCGACUCGCCCGGCGGCGAAAAGGUAAAAGCUAAAAGCCCCGAGACGCAAGACACUAAAAAGACGCUUAAGGCCAAAACUUUUCAAAGGAAAACAACGAAGCAGGGAAGAAAGCUGAAGCUGAAGGUGGCCGGCCGCGAAGUCCUCCACAGGCGCCUGCGUUACCCUUCCAAAGCGAGUCCCAGGGACCAAAGCCAAGGGACCGAGUCCGAGGAAAUAACCGCGGAGGAACCCGAACCAGAGACGGAGGAAGACAAAGACGAGGACACGGAGGAGACGGAGGUGCCGGAGGACAUCGGUGCCAGAGCUACUGAGGAGGCCAAAGGUUGGGACUCUGAGGAGGGCGCGGCGAGCAAUGACUCUCACGACCCGUUGUAUCUGGACGAGGGGGAGGAGGACGAGGAAGACGAGGAGGGGCAGUCCGAGGAGAAAGCUAAGAGGCUGUCCAAGGCCCAGUUCAGCUGCAACAAGUGCCAGCGCACCUUCCAUUACGAGAAGAGCUACUUGAAGCACAUCAGCGCGUACCACGGGGUGAAGGCGAACAUCGUCCACCGCUGCGAGACGUGCAUGCAGACCUUCGCCAACCGCAGCAAUCUGAAGAUCCACGAGAGGCACGUCCACAGCAGCGAGAGGCUUUUCGUCUGCGAUUCCUGCACCAAGACCUUCAAACGCAAGAAGGACGUCGUCCGGCACAAAAAGCAGGUACACGAAAGGAGCAUGAGGCACGUGUGCGGCGACUGCGGGAAGUCCCUCAGCUCCAAAGCCGCCUUGUUGCUGCACGAGAGGACGCACUCGGGCCUGAAGCCGUACGAGUGCGACGUCUGCAGGGCCAAGUUUACCCAGAAAUCUGCCCUCAAGAUGCAUCACAGGACCCACACAGGAGAGAAGCCGUUCGAAUGCGACGAGUGCGACGCCCGGUUCUCCCAGAAGCACAUGUUGUCCUACCACAAGAGGUCACACACAGGGGAAAGGCCUUUCAUGUGCGAGUCCUGCGGUAAAAGCUUCGCCUCCAAAGAGUACCUGAGGCAUCACUCGAACAUCCACACAGGCUCCAAGCCGUACACGUGCAAGUACUGCGACAGAGGCUUCGCCCAGAGGAACUCCCUCAACCAGCAUUUGAAAAUUCACACGGGUGAGCGUCCGUACAGCUGCAAAGACUGCAACAAACACUUCACCCAGCUCAACGCGCUCCAGAGGCACCACCGCAUCCACACGGGGGAGAAGCCCUACAUGUGCGGCCUCUGCAAGCGCACCUUCACCGACAAGUCCACCCUGCGCAGGCACACCGUGGUCCACGGCUCCGACGUUCCGUGGAAGACCUACCUGGUGGUGCUGGAGGGCAACGUGGAGGAGAAGAAGCCCAAGUCGCCUACGAAGGAGAAGCCCGAAAAGGGAAGGAAGAGCGCAGCGAGCAACAGCUCCAGCUCUGCAGACGGCGCGGGGAAAGCCGGCACGGAGACGGUGGUGGUCCCGUCUCAGCAGGUCGCUCUCCCGGCUGGCUGGGCCGGUCACGGGACCCUCGCCCUGGUCCGCCACGGCGGCGGCGGGGCCAUCACGGUUAUCCACACCGAGGUCCCGCCCGGGACGCAGACCCAGUCCAUCGUAGCCACGAGCGGCGCCGGCGCCCUGUCAUUAGACGGCUCAGCCAUUGCCGUCCCCUUCUCCAUCCCGGUGUCGGUAGCUCAGGGGUUGUCCUCCGAUGCGCCCUCCUGCUCCCUGUCCGUCCCCACGCUCUCCGUCCCGGUCUCUGAGGCCUUGUUGACGUCGGUCUCGGACAUCUCCGCCAUCUCGGCGGCGUCUCUGCUGGAGGCAGCUGCCACGCAGACGGUCUUAGCGCCAGCUUCAGAACAGAAGUCCCAGGCCGGGAGGGACAUGUUGCAGCCCGACAUAGAGACCGUGAUCAUCGGGGAUGAGGGAGCAGACGGAGGUGCAGAAUAAUGGACAGAACAAGACAGCAGAUGAAGCAGAAACCACCAAAGAUUAACAUUCAGCGUAGAGGAAACGCUCUCUUGCUCUGGUCCAGGUCUUUGUGGUGAAUCACUAUUCACACGAUACUAAAAACAUUAAAGCCAUCAUGUCAUUUAAAGUCAGUGUAUCUGCAACAGCGGUGCAUCAUUACUAAUAUUAUUACUAAGCACCAGGCUGUGUAAUAGCUUUUUUACCCCCGUUUCCUACCAACAGUAUGUGUUGCCACGUCCUUCUUACCUGAAUUUCUAACCCGUUUAGACUAUUGUAGAAGUUAUUUUUCUUCGUAGUUAAAUGGUAGUCGUGAAUGAUUAUGAUCACAAAGUAAAAAAAAAAUGCUCCCAUUCCAUCUAUAAUUUAAAUAGUUCCAUGUUAUUUUGCAAUGUCCUUCCGUUCAGAUUGCUGCUCCAGUCCACGCUCUACAAAAAAGUCGGCCGCUUUUCCCUCGAUCGACUGCGACUGGUGAGCCGACGGGUCCAAAAAUAAAAAUGGGUCUACUCUGAACGUCAAGAUUCUUCAUAAUCAUGGUUUCCUUUAGUUAAAAAAAACACCCAAAAAACAGAGCUACAACAGCACAGCUGACAUUAGCUGAUUUAUUGCUUUCCACUGUUCCUUCUGAGAGAUCCAUAGGAAAUUCAGCCGUGUAAGCUAUCGUCACUCGAUGUACACUACCGUUCAAAAGUUUGGGGUCACAUUGAAACGUCUUUAUUUUUGAAGGAAAAGCACUGUACUUUUCAACGAAGAUAAC
This is a messenger RNA of Fundulus heteroclitus (mummichog), 3535 nucleotides long. RefSeq names its product GDNF-inducible zinc finger protein 1. The transcript has 8 exons. Gene Ontology annotation, molecular function: protein binding. The record is from RefSeq and is a predicted model, not a curated record. Bases 385 to 2760 code for a protein of 791 amino acids. Lineage: Eukaryota; Metazoa; Chordata; Actinopteri; Cyprinodontiformes; Fundulidae.